Molecule: messenger RNA, 375 nt
Organism: Entrophospora sp. SA101
Lineage: Eukaryota; Fungi; Glomeromycota; Glomeromycetes; Entrophosporales; Entrophosporaceae
Source: the annotation of a GenBank genome assembly
AUGAAUAAUUUUCGUCAAAUAAAUAAUAAUUUCUCCUCAGAGCAAAUUAAUUCUUCAGUCUACUCUACUUAUUCUAAUUUUAAUAAUAGCAACAAUUAUAACACAACUAGUAUUGGCACUUUUGAUGGAAAUUCUCAAACUGCAAAUCUAAAUGAUCUUAAGAAUGUUCCUUUUGAAUUUUUAUCAACACCUUCUCAACUUUUAUCUCCGGCAUAUUCUCAAUCACAACUCCAGCCUCAACUUUUUUCUUCCCAAGCUUCUCAACAAAAUAACCUUGUUGCUAUCGUUACUAAACAUCGGAAUCUCUAUCUCGAAAGAAAAUUGAGAAAAUACGACAUUGGAAGCUUGACGUUAGGCUCAAAUGGCAAAGAAUAA